Molecule: messenger RNA, 669 nt
Organism: Medioppia subpectinata
Lineage: Eukaryota; Metazoa; Arthropoda; Arachnida; Sarcoptiformes; Oppiidae
Source: the annotation of a GenBank genome assembly
AUUUAUGAUGAACUUAUAUUAUUUAAUUUGCACUUCAUAUAUAAUUUAUUUCAUACACACAACUCAUGGCAGAGAGCUGGUCGAGAAUACCAUUGAGAUCUAUGACAAUUGCACAAACAUACAACACAAGCCUGAGGUGCUGAAUGUGGUGCGGAGUGGCCAGACCUACGGGAACCGUACGUGCGAUACCAUUAUACAGACCGCUCCCCGAAACCGGACACUAGUCUAUCAAAUACACUACAAAAAUAAUCAAAUUGUCAAUCAAACGAUUAAUGUCGUGACCACUGCUACUAUAAACAAUGGAUACCUAAUAGAAACUGACAAAUCAAAUAUCACUGCCGGCCCACUGGCCGGUCAUGUCUAUUAUGGGAUCAGGUAUUUCAAUAACUCGGACUUUUAUCAGUGCAACAAAGAGCCUGGUCUAACUAACCUGCGCCAAUUGUCGGGUGUACUAUACUUUGUGCAUGCUAAUAAUUUAGAUGGCAUGUUUUCGUGCCGAGGCUCGGGCUAUAAUAAAUUUCACCCUGGUAUGUUGUUUGCCUACGUGGACGCCGAUCAAGCGAUGAGUUGGGUUGAGUCAGGCAAACAGUUGGCAAUGGAUUUUCUACCCUAUCUAUUCCAUCCCUGAUAAGACAACUUUAUUAUUUCAAUAAACACAUAUAAAUUAGC